GAACAUCAUCAUCAUCACUUAGCCGAUCCGAAUCCCCACUUUUUCACGCCCCACGCAAACUCUCCCUGGAGUAUAUAUCACUCACUCUCUUAUUCACAAGAGAAAUGAAACCGACCUGACCACCGUCAUCUCAGCUCAGCGCCGUGAAACCCUAACAAAAAGAGAAAAUCCCCUCAGGAUCGACUCCUUUGCUUCUUCACAGUCCCCUCGCUCACCUACCUAUAUGCUUCCUAGAAAGAGAGCGCUCGGAGGCGAGGUUCCAGUAAACGAAGAAAAACAAGAAGAAGAAUCGUCGUCCAAGCGGCACUGCUCGGCUGCGAACGACAACGACAACAACAACAACAAAAACGGCAACGACACGAUCGAAGACGGAAACGACAACAUCAUGGCUUUGGGAAACGGGAACUCCCCGGACAUCGACGAGGAUCUCCACAGCCGCCAGCUCGCGGUGUACGGCCGCGAGACUAUGCGGCGGCUCUUCGCCUCCAACGUUCUUGUCUCCGGCAUGCAGGGUCUCGGUGCCGAGAUCGCGAAGAACCUUAUUCUUGCGGGCGUGAAGUCGGUGACAUUGCAUGACGAAGGUGUUGUGGAGCUGUGGGAUUUAUCUGGGAACUUCGUUUUCUCGGAGGAUGAUGUGGGAAAGAAUCGGGCCCUUGCUUCUGUACAGAAAUUGCAGGAAUUGAAUAACUCUGUGGUCAUUUCCACUUUGACGACCGAAUUGACUAAGGAACAGCUUUCGGAUUUUCAGGUUGUAGUUUUUACUGACAUUAGCUUGGAAAAAGCAAUUGAAUUUGACAAUUACUGCCAUAAUCAUCAGCCUCCAAUCUCCUUUGUAAAAUCUGAAGUACGGGGUCUUUUCGGUAGUGUGUUCUGUGACUUUGGCCCUAAGUUUACAGUUUUUGAUGUUGAUGGUAAGGAUCCACAUACAGGCAUAAUUGCGUCUAUUAGCAAUGACAACCCUGCUCUUGUAGCCUGCGUUGAUGAUGAGAGGCUUGAGUUUCAGGAUGGGGAUCUGGUUGUGUUCUCAGAAGUUAAUGGAAUGACAGAGCUGAAUGAUGGAAAGGCAAGGAAGGUUAAGAAUGCAAGACCUUACUCAUUCAAUAUUGAGGAGGAUACCACAGAGUAUGCUGCAUAUGUGAAAGGUGGUAUAGUUACACAGGUGAAGCAACCAAAGGUAUUGAACUUUAAGCCAUUGCGAGAAGCACUAAGGGACCCUGGUGAUUUCCUUCUUAGUGACUUUUCCAAGUUUGAUCGUCCACCCCUCCUACACCUGGCAUUUCAGGCUCUUGAUAAAUUUAAAUUAGAGUUCGGACGCUUCCCAGUUGCUGGAUCCGAGGAUGAUGCUCAGAAAAUAAUUUCUUUGGUCAUUAGCAUCAAUGAUACCUUAUCGGAUGGGAGGCUUGAGGUGAUUGACCAAAACCUUCUUCGUCAUUUUGCAUCUGGUGCUAGGGCUGUGCUGAAUCCAAUGGCUGCCAUGUUUGGUGGUAUUGUUGGGCAGGAAGUUGUGAAGGCUUGCUCUGGGAAGUUUCAUCCUCUUUUCCAGUUUUUCUACUUUGAAUCAGUUGAGUCCCUUCCCACAGAACCCUUGCAUCCUAGCGAUCUGAAACCGUUAAGCAGUCGUUAUGAUGCACAGAUUUCUGUGUUUGGCUCCAAGCUUCAGAAGAACCUGGAGGAUGCAAAAGUAUUUAUUGUAGGAUCUGGUGCACUGGGGUGUGAAUUUUUGAAGAAUUUAGCUUUGAUGGGGGUUUCUUGUGGUAAACAAGGGAAGUUAACAAUCACAGAUGAUGAUGUAAUUGAGAAAAGUAACCUUACCAGGCAGUUUCUCUUCCGGGACUGGAAUAUUGGGCAGGCUAAGUCAACAGUCGCUGCUUCCACUGCUGGUUUGAUAAACCCUCGUCUCAACAUCGAAGCACUGCAGAACCGUGCAAGGCCUGAGACAGAGAAUGUAUUUGAUGAUGAAUUCUGGGAGAAUCUGAGUGUUGUUAUCAAUGCUCUUGACAAUGUGAACGCUAGACUUUACAUCGAUCAAAGAUGCUUAUAUUUCCAGAAGCCACUUUUGGAAUCAGGAACGCUAGGUGCCUGUUGCAACACUCAGAUGGUCAUUCCUCACCUAACUGAAAAUUAUGGUGCCUCAAGAGACCCACCUGAAAAGCAAGCACCCAUGUGCACGGUUCACUCAUUCCCUCACAAUAUAGACCACUGCUUGACAUGGGCUCGAUCUGAGUUUGAGGGUUUGCUUGAGAAAACACCAGCUGAAGUAAAUUCUUAUCUAGCCAACCCGAAUGAGUACACAUCUGCAAUGAAGAAUGCCGGUGAUGCUCAGGCCAGGGACAACUUGGAACGUAUUCUUGAAUGCCUUGACAAGGAGAGAUGUGAAACAUUCCAAGACAGCAUAAGCUGGGCUCGUCUGAAGUACUGUUUUUACUUAUCAAUUGCAUUUAUUAAGUUCACAUUAUAUAGCAUUUGUCUUUUACUUCAGCUUCUGAUUGCAUGUGUUGAUGAAACCAGGUUUGAAGACUACUUUGCUAACCGUGUGAAGCAGUUAACAUACACUUUUCCUGAGGAUGCCACAACCAGCAAUGGAACACCAUUCUGGUCUGCUCCCAAGCGUUUCCCUCGCCCACUGCAGUUUUCAGUUGAUGAUCCCAGUCACCUUUGUUUUAUUAUGGCAGCAUCCAUACUACGUGCAGAGACAUUUGGCAUCCCAAUUCCUGAUUGGGUGAAGUCUCCUAGAAAGUUGGCUGAUGCUGUUAACAAAGUAAUGGUCCCUGAUUUCCAGCCCAAGAAAGGUGUCAAGAUUGUGACCGAUGAGAAAGCUAGCAGCCUUUCCACUUCAUCAAUUGAUGAUGCUGCUGUUAUCAAUGAGUUCAUCGUGAAGUUAGAACAGAGCCGGAAUCAGAUGUCGCCAGGUUUCAGGAUGAACCCAAUACAGUUUGAGAAGGAUGAUGACACAAACUAUCAUAUGGACCUAAUAGCUGGACUUGCAAACAUGAGGGCAAGGAACUAUGGAAUCCCUGAAGUUGACAAACUUAAGGCCAAGUUCAUUGCAGGGAGGAUCAUCCCUGCAAUUGCAACCUCCACUGCUAUGGCGACAGGUCUUGUCUGCUUGGAGCUGUACAAGAUUCUGGGUGGAGGGCACAAAUUAGAGGACUACAGAAACACCUUUGCCAACCUAGCACUCCCUCUGUUCUCAAUAGCCGAGCCUGUUCCUCCUAAGGUGAUCGAGCACAAAGACAUGAGCUGGACAGUGUGGGACAGAUGGAUUUUGAAGGGCAAUCCAACUUUGAGAGAGCUUCUUCAAUGGCUGAAAGACAAGGGCUUGAAUGCGUACAGCAUCUCUUAUGGGAGUUGCCUACUUUUUAACAGCAUGUUCCCAAAGCAUAGAGAACGCAUGGAUAAGAAGUUAGUGGAUCUGGUUAGGGAAGUGGCCAAGGCAGUGCUGCCUCCAUAUCGACGGCACUUUGAUGUCGUAGUGGCUUGUGAGGAUGAUGACGACAACGAUGUCGAUAUCCCGCAGAUUUCCGUUUACUUCAGGUAGGCAUUUCUUAUGCGGUUGGCCCAAAAAAACAGAAAAGAAAAGAAAUUUCAGUCUUAGGAUGACACCCUAAAUCAGAACUUCAGUGAUAUGUAUGGAUGUUACCGAGUUAUAUGUGAAAUAUCAAUAUCGGUACUUCGCUUC
Corylus avellana is the source of this 3679-nucleotide messenger RNA. Its product is annotated as ubiquitin-activating enzyme E1 2. Gene Ontology annotation, biological process: DNA damage response; ubiquitin-dependent protein catabolic process; protein ubiquitination. The record is from RefSeq and is a predicted model, not a curated record. Gene Ontology annotation, cellular component: nucleus; cytoplasm. Gene Ontology annotation, molecular function: ubiquitin activating enzyme activity. Lineage: Eukaryota; Viridiplantae; Streptophyta; Magnoliopsida; Fagales; Betulaceae.